AUAUGCGCAUACGUCGCGGCCCGCCGAUCAGCUGUAUAAAAUAAAAUUAAUAUGUACAUAAGUCGGCUGGUUGAAUUCGCCAAGCGACACAGUUAAUUGUUGCAAACAUUAUAGGCAAACGAGCGAACGAGCGCGCUUCUCCGCCACGUUAGCCGCCCGAUUUAUUUUCCUUUCCAUUAGUUCUUGCAUUUGGAACGUGCUGGUCGCCGCAGUUUGAUCGAGCAUCCGCCCAAUCGGUAGGUGAACGAGUACAGUGUUUCGUCCGCGGUGUCCACCGGGCCACACACGCCCCAAAAUAAACCGUCUGCAGUCGUCGCCAUCUCCGAUCAUACUAACAAAAAUUUUGCGACAUGAAGCUGCGCGAAUAAAGUCGAUACAAUCGAUAAAAGCACUCUGCCAGAAAAUCCAAUCAAAAAACAAUUAAUGGAACUCAGUGAUAAUAUUUACAAUACAAAAACAUAAGAAAAAAACAAAAACACGUUAAAAAAUCAACAACUUCACUAAGCUAACUGUGAACUUAAUAACAACUACAUAAAUAUACACAAACAUACGCGCCAUACAUAUAUAAAUCAGUACAAACAAAAGCAAAACAGUAGACAACAGCAUGUCCGAGCUACAAGUGAUCACCACAAAUUACACAACCACUUCCAAAGACACACUGGAGCUGUUCGAGCUGCCACAGAAUUAUUCCGUACUCAUUAAUAAGUUGGAGCGUCUGGCGCUGGGCCUGGACUCUGCCUUGGGUAAUCUCUCGUUGGAUCGCAAAGAAAUCGAAGUGGCUGUGAGUGGCUCAAAUGAGUUUCUGGACCCGUACAGUGGUCCAACGGCGACAGCUGGACAUCCACAGCCGCCACACCGCAACAGUUUCAACCAUCAUGAGAGCGAAAUACCGUUUGUGGUCAGUGACAUCUGGAUCGGUGUCAUACUUACGCUGCUCAUAGUAUCGGUGAUAUUCUUCAUUUGUUCCUGCUUUUUAUACCACAAAUUCCAACAGUGGAAGAAUUCAUAUCGCACAAAUCCCGAACCCGUGGAGAUAUGUCGUCACUUCCCACCAGAUUACGAGGUGGAAUCUCUUCCAUCGUAUACAAUUGUCUCAGGGCUGCCAACUUACGAUGACGCUUUGGAAGAGUUCCGUAAAGCUGGCAUAAUUCUAACUCCCCCCAUGCCAGUGGUUAAGAUAUUUGAGAAAGAUCCCGCAGCCGCUGGCAGCACAGGCAAGGAAAAUCAAAUCUUCAACAUGGAAAACGGCAUAAGCAACGACAACGACAACAUCUCCGUCACUUCGACUUGCACCUGUGGCGCAGCGAACAAUGCCAAUUCUAAUAAUCCAAAUUCGAUAUACACCGUGCCCUCGCCCUUGGCACCACAAGUCAUAGAACUGUCGCCGGAACAAUUGGCCGCAUUGUCGCAGAAACGUCUCUCGUUACAAAUCACAUUCAACAAUACGGCGCGUCGCAAUUCACGGCCUCGUGGUAUCGAUCUCUAUCGCCAGGUGAACCGCAACAAUUUGCUACGCUCACAAGCUGUUGCCGCCGCCGCUGCCGCCCGCGAUGGAUUCCCACAAAUUCACCGCUCCUCGUCGACGCUGACCCUAUCCAAUGAGCCGAAUAUGCUGGACCGUCAUCUGAUGCAACACCUGCAGCACCGAGGUUCUCUUUAUUAAGCCGCUGGGGUGGACUGCAAAGAAAACACCGUUAUUAACUAUACUUAUACGAAUAUAAAUCAUUGUUGAACUGUUGAAUCAACUUACUUGUGUCCAUACACAUACUCGUACAUACAUAUGUACGUGAAAUGUGAAAAAUUCUCUUACGAUUAGUAUUUUAAAUGUAGGUAUGUACUAUAAUUAGUUUAAAGCAAUUGUAAAAACAUACGCACAUAAUUAUUUAGAUGUAAAAAUGUAAAAAAGAUCAACAUCAAUUAAUAAAAAGAAUAUCAUAUAUAGUUGUAAGCAUA
Zeugodacus cucurbitae (melon fly) is the source of this 1953-nucleotide messenger RNA. RefSeq lists its product as uncharacterized. NCBI's taxonomy places the organism in Eukaryota, Metazoa, Arthropoda, Insecta, Diptera, Tephritidae. The record is from RefSeq and is a predicted model, not a curated record. The coding region runs from base 605 to 1663 and encodes 352 amino acids. The transcript has 3 exons. Gene Ontology annotation, biological process: axon guidance.